Molecule: messenger RNA, 690 nt
Organism: Adineta ricciae
Lineage: Eukaryota; Metazoa; Rotifera; Eurotatoria; Adinetida; Adinetidae
Source: the annotation of a GenBank genome assembly
AUGGCCAUGGAAAAAAAUGAAUAUGCACUUGAUUAUGUUCUUCAAGCGGAAUAUAAUCUUCUUCGAAAACAGUUCAUACCUGGAAUUAUUGUCAUUCCGUCGGGAAAAUCUAAUCUAAUCUGGAAUGGUGUUCAUUUCAUUUCUCAAGGACCUUACGAAGGUGGUGUGUUCCGCUUUUCAAUUGUCAUCCCGAAUACGUUUCCCGAUGGCGAUUGUCCGAGGGUUCUUUUCCUGUCAUCGAUGUUUCAUCCUCAAGUUGACCCCAAAACAGGCGAAUUAGACAUCAAACGAUACUUUCCUGUCUGGAAACGAAAUGGGCAUCAUCUCUGGCAAGUUUUACGUUACAUUCGACGUAUCUUUCAAAAGAUUGAAACAACCAAUCCAAUAAACAUUGAAGCGGCGCAUUUAUAUGAACAAGAUCCAGAAACUUUUCUAUCAAAAGUAUCGGAAAGUGUGAGUCAAUCGAAGGACAACCUUUACACUUCCGAUCCGUCGAUCAGUGAUGAUCCACAUGCUAUAUUAUUUACUCCAUGGAUGGCAAAAAGAAAACAUUUUCUCCUAUCGAUACAAAUCAAAGAGAGGAUAGCACUUCAUGAAGCAUUCGAUCAAAUUCAUGGUUUAUCGUGGAUGAAACCAGGUGUACAUCAAAUCUUAGCACGAGAAGAUACUUUACCAAGUCAUCAAAAUUAA